Molecule: messenger RNA, 625 nt
Organism: Oenanthe melanoleuca
Lineage: Eukaryota; Metazoa; Chordata; Aves; Passeriformes; Muscicapidae
Gene: ZFTRAF1
Product: zinc finger TRAF-type containing 1
Exons: 3
Coding region: 1-609 (202 amino acids)
Cellular component (GO): nucleus
Source: RefSeq, a predicted model, not a curated record
AUGAGGGUGACGCAGUGCCGGUACAAGCGCAUCGGCUGCCCCUGGCAGGGCCCGUUCCACGAGCUCUCGGUGCACGAGGCCGAGUGUUCCCACCCCACCAAAACCGGGAACGAGCUGAUGGAGAUCCUGGACGAGAUGGACCAGAGCCGCCACAAGGAGAUGCAGCUCUACAACAGCAUCUUCAGCCUGCUCAGCUUCGAGAAGAUCGGAUACACGGAGGUUCAGUUCCGCCCGUACCGCACCGACGACUUCAUCACGCGCCUGUACUACGAGACGCCGCGCCUCACCGUGCUCAACCAGACCUGGGUGCUCAAGGCGCGCGUCAACGACUCGGAGCGCAACCCCAACCUGUCGUGCAAGCGCACGCUGAGCUUCCAGCUGAUCCUCAAGAGCAAGGUCCAGUCCCCCAUGGAAUGCUCCUUCCUGCUGCUCGAGGGGCCCUACGACGACGUCAAGAUCAACCCCGUCAUCUACCACUUCGUCUUCAGCAACGAGAGCAACGAGACCGACUACAUGGCGCUGCCCAUCGUCGACUCAGUGGAGUGCAACAAACUGCUGGCGGCCAAGAACAUCAACCUGCGGCUUUUUAUAUUCCAGAUCCAAAAAUAAUAAAAGAACGACUUUU